Ictalurus punctatus (channel catfish) is the source of this 4034-nucleotide messenger RNA. RefSeq names its product ATPase sarcoplasmic/endoplasmic reticulum Ca2+ transporting 2a (gene atp2a2a). Lineage: Eukaryota; Metazoa; Chordata; Actinopteri; Siluriformes; Ictaluridae. Gene Ontology annotation, molecular function: ATP binding; P-type calcium transporter activity; ATP hydrolysis activity. The record is from RefSeq and is a predicted model, not a curated record. The transcript has 21 exons. Gene Ontology annotation, biological process: intracellular calcium ion homeostasis; calcium ion transmembrane transport. The coding region runs from base 418 to 3408 and encodes 996 amino acids. Gene Ontology annotation, cellular component: membrane.
GGACUCACCGGAGACUCGUCUCCUGACAGACCGCGCGCGCGCACUCGGGCUGAGUGGAUGUGAUGUACUACUGACCGAGGACGUCUCUCUCUCUCCCUCUCUCUCUCUCUCUCUCUCUCUCUCAGCUCCAACCUCUUCGGGGAAACAAACACAAGCCUUUUUUUUCUUCUUCUUCUUCUUUUUUUUACCCACCCGUGGAUAAGGUUCCCGGGAAACCCUCCGCAUCUCUCCUCCGUCUGAGCUGCACAACUUUCAUCCGCGUCUGUCUGCCGUCUCGCGCUGCUAACCUAAAUGUUCUGUGCGCGCGCAGAGACACACGGCGCUUUCUGAUUCUCUCCUGGAGGAAAGGAUUUUCUUUCUGGUCCUGAUCUGAGUCCUGACACACACACACACACACACACACUCUCACUCUCAGCCAUGGAGAACGCUCACAUGAAGAGCGUGGAGGAAGUUUACAGCUAUCUGAACGUGAACGAGAGCACGGGGCUGGCGCUGGACCAGGUCAAACGCCAGAGAGAGAAGUGGGGUCCAAACGAAUUGCCCGCUGAAAUAGGAAAGUCGUUAUGGGAGCUGGUCGUUGAGCAGUUUGAGGAUUUACUUGUGCGGAUUCUCCUGCUUGCAGCUUGUAUAUCAUUCGUUUUAGCCUGGUUUGAGGAGGGCGAAGAGACAAUAACAGCCUUCGUGGAGCCUUUUGUAAUCCUACUUAUUCUUAUAGCCAACGCCAUUGUUGGUGUGUGGCAGGAGCGUAACGCUGAAAAUGCCAUCGAGGCACUUAAAGAAUAUGAGCCGGAGAUGGGGAAAGUCUACAGACAGGACAGGAAGGCCGUGCAGAGGAUCAAGGCCAAAGACAUCGUACCUGGGGACAUCGUGGAGGUAGCUGUGGGAGACAAAGUGCCUGCAGACAUCCGUCUCUGUUCCAUCAAGUCCACCACACUGAGAGUGGACCAGUCCAUCCUCACGGGCGAGUCUGUCUCCAUCAUUAAACACACUGACCCUGUUCCCGACCCUCGAGCUGUCAAUCAGGACAAGAAGAACAUGCUGUUCUCUGGUACUAACAUCGCAGCGGGUAAAGCAGUGGGUGUGGUGGUGGCCACGGGUGUGAACACAGAGAUCGGCAAGAUCCGUGACGAGAUGGCGUCCACGGAGCAGGAGAGAACGCCGCUGCAGCAGAAGCUGGACGAGUUCGGUGAGCAGCUCUCCAAAGUCAUCUCGCUCAUCUGCAUCGCCGUGUGGAUCAUCAACAUCGGCCACUUCAACGACCCGGUGCACGGCGGCUCAUGGAUUCGCGGCGCCGUCUACUACUUCAAAAUUGCUGUUGCUUUGGCUGUGGCUGCAAUCCCUGAGGGUCUGCCUGCUGUCAUCACUACCUGCCUGGCGCUGGGCACACGCCGCAUGGCCAAGAAAAACGCCAUUGUGCGCUCACUGCCCUCUGUGGAGACACUGGGGUGCACUUCGGUAAUCUGCUCGGAUAAGACUGGCACCCUCACCACCAACCAGAUGUCUGUGUGCAGGAUGUUCAUCUUGGACAAGGCAGAUAGUGAGAGCUGCGCUCUGACUGAGUUCACCAUCUCUGGAUCAACUUAUGCACCUGAAGGAGAAGUAUAUCUGGAUAACCGACUAGUCAAGUGCUCUGCCUAUGAUGGUCUAGUGGAGAUGGCCACUAUCUGUGCUCUGUGUAAUGACUCCUCUCUGGACUUUAACGAGGCUAAAGGUGUGUAUGAGAAGGUUGGAGAGGCCACAGAGACUGCUCUGACCUGCCUGGUGGAGAAGAUGAACGUGUUUGAUACAGAUGUCAGGAGCCUGUCCAAGAUCGAGAGAGCCAAUGCCUGCAACUCAGUGAUUAAGCAGCUAAUGAAGAAGGAGUUCACACUGGAGUUCUCUCGGGACAGAAAGUCAAUGUCUGUGUAUUGCACCCCCAGCAAGGGCAAGUCCACCACCAGCAAGAUGUUUGUCAAGGGAGCCCCAGAGGGAGUGAUUGACAGGUGUUCGUAUGUACGUGUGGGAGCCACCCGUGUGCCCAUGAAUCAGGGCAUUAAGGAUAAGAUCAUGUCUGUGAUCCGGGACUACGGCACUGGACGGGACACGCUGCGCUGUCUGGCACUGGCCACCCGGGACAACCCGCUCAGGAAGGACGAGAUGGUUCUGUCUGACACGGCACGCUUCGCUGAGUAUGAGUCUGAGCUGACGUUUGUGGGCUGCGUGGGCAUGCUGGAUCCUCCCAGGACCGAGGUGUCUGCCUCCAUCAAGCUGUGUCGUCAAGCCGGUAUCCGGGUCAUCAUGAUCACAGGUGACAACAAAGGCACGGCUGUGGCCAUCUGCAGGCGCAUCGGCAUCUUCUCUGAGGACGAUGAUGUAACCCACUUGGCCUUCACGGGCCGUGAGUUUGAUGAUCUUUCCCCCCAAUUGCAGCGCGAGGCUGUCAUGACUGCACGCUGCUUCGCCCGUGUCGAGCCUUCUCACAAAUCUAAGAUAGUGGAGUUCCUCCAGGCCUUCGAUGAAAUCACUGCAAUGACGGGAGAUGGGGUGAACGAUGCCCCUGCUCUGAAAAAGGCAGAGAUUGGCAUCGCCAUGGGCUCUGGCACUGCCGUGGCCAAGACAGCCUCGGAAAUGGUCCUUGCCGACGACAACUUCGCCACCAUCGUAUCCGCCGUUGAAGAAGGUCGAGCCAUUUACAACAACAUGAAGCAGUUCAUCCGCUACCUCAUCUCCUCCAACGUGGGGGAGGUCGUCUGUAUCUUUCUGACUGCAGCGCUGGGCUUCCCUGAGGCUCUGAUCCCAGUGCAGCUGCUGUGGGUAAACCUGGUGACAGACGGCUUGCCUGCCACUGCGCUUGGCUUCAAUCCCCCUGACCUGGACAUUAUGAGCAAACCACCCCGCAAUGCCAAGGAGCCCCUGAUUUCCGGCUGGCUCUUCUUCAGAUACCUCGCCAUUGGCUGCUAUGUGGGAGCAGCUACUGUGGGAGCUGCAGCCUGGUGGUUCAUUGUGGCUGAUGACGGGCCUCAGGUCACCCUCUACCAGCUGAGCCACUUCUUGCAGUGUUCUCCUGAGCAUCCUGACUUUCACGAUCUGGAGUGUCACGUGUUUGAAUCGCCAUACCCCAUGACCAUGGCGCUGUCUGUACUCGUCACCAUAGAGAUGUGCAACGCUCUAAACAGCCUGUCGGAGAACCAGUCUCUGCUGCGCAUGCCUCCGUGGGAGAACGUGUGGCUGCUGGGAGCCAUUUGCCUCUCCAUGUCCCUGCACUUCCUCAUCCUCUAUGUCGAGCCACUGCCGGUCAUCUUCCAGAUCACGCCUCUGAACGUGACCCAGUGGAUGAUGGUGCUGAAGAUCUCCGUGCCUGUCAUCCUGUUGGACGAGCUGCUCAAGUUUGUGGCGAGGAACUACCUGGAGCCGGCACGGGCCCUGUGAGCCUGGCCCGGGUCUCAGUAUCCCUUGCAGAAGCUGUAAAGGUUUUAUUAGUUUUAGCUCGUGUGUUUUGAGCAAAACCACAUCCUUCAUGACCUGCAUGCCAACUGCUACAAAGAAGUUAUAUUUUAAAAAAUAAAAAAAUAAUAAUAAAAAAAGUUUGUUAGUUGAGUGAGAGGUUCUACAAUAAAGAGACUAAACUGAGUGAAAUGUUAAGGGAAAUCAGGGUGCAUGCCCCUUUAAGCUAAUCAACCAUGAUGUUGGUAAAAUGAUAAGCUUUUGUAUAGCACAUCAACACUUAACUUAAAUGUAUGUAUUUAAAUACCAGCUGGCAUUAGUGACAGACACCUGUUAUUUCAUUUCUUUUUUUUUUUUUUUGCAAAAGGACUUGUUUUAUUUUGUGAGAUGUGUAGAUCAACCAAAUGAUUGUGACUCUAAGGGUUAUUGCUUAGCACAGUGACAUGCUUCCUGUUCUAGAGCAGAUAGGUUUCAGCACAGAGGAGUGUGAUGGGGAAAAAAAAUCUAUAUUUUAUUUGUUCCAGUGACGACUACAGGCAAGACGCCUCUAAACCAGUGUCUAAUAUUGUAAUUAUCACAAUGACUUGUGGUUAAUAAAAUGAUAAAUGACA